Molecule: messenger RNA, 2238 nt
Organism: Capsicum annuum
Lineage: Eukaryota; Viridiplantae; Streptophyta; Magnoliopsida; Solanales; Solanaceae
Product: importin subunit alpha-2-like
Exons: 12
Coding region: 180-1769 (529 amino acids)
Biological process (GO): NLS-bearing protein import into nucleus
Cellular component (GO): nucleus; cytoplasm
Molecular function (GO): nuclear import signal receptor activity; protein binding
Source: RefSeq, a predicted model, not a curated record
GACAGAAGCACACAUAUGCACACGAAAAUUGGGCUUACGCCCAGAAAAAGAGCCUCGAGACCCGGCCCAUGAAGAGAAGAAGACUAGAAGAGGAACUCUUACCUAAACCCUCGUCAUUCACGGUCUCCUCUCCCAAUUAUUUGAUAUUUGUUUUCAUUUUGUAAAGCAAUUUUAGCAAGAUGUCUCUGAGGCCAAGUGCUAGAACGGAGGUUCGUAGGAACCGAUACAAGGUUGCCGUCGACGCCGAAGAAGGCCGCCGCCGCCGAGAGGACAAUAUGGUUGAGAUUCGGAAGAGCAAGAGAGAAGAGAGCUUGCUUAAGAAGCGUCGUGAAGGUCUUCAAGCCCAACAACAACAGUUCCCUUCCAAUCUUCAAACUUCCACCGUUGAAAAGAAGUUGGAAAGUCUUCCAUCAAUGGUUGCUGGUGUUUGGUCAACUGAUAACAAUUUGCAGCUGGAGGCGACCACCCAAUUCCGUAAAUUGCUUUCUAUCGAAAGGAGUCCUCCUAUUGAGGAAGUUAUACAAUCUGGUGUUGUGCCUCGAUUUGUUGAGUUUCUAUUGAGGGAAGAUUUUCCGCAGCUCCAGUUUGAAGCUGCUUGGGCGCUCACAAACAUCGCUUCUGGCACCUCGGAGAAUACCAGAGUGGUGAUUGACCAUGGUGCUGUGCCAAUUUUUGUAAAGCUUUUGGGUUCUCCAAGCGAUGAUGUUCGUGAGCAGGCUGUGUGGGCACUGGGAAAUGUUGCUGGUGACUCUCCUAGGUGCCGUGAUCUUGUUCUUAGUAAUGGGGCGUUGAUUCCUUUGCUGGCUCAGUUGAAUGAGCAUGCCAAGCUUUCAAUGCUGAGAAAUGCCACUUGGACUUUGUCAAACUUUUGUAGAGGCAAGCCACAACCUCCAUUUGAGCAGGUGAGACCAGCACUCUCAGCUCUUCAGCGGCUUGUUCAUUCAACUGAUGAAGAGGUGCUAACAGAUGCAUGUUGGGCACUUUCUUACCUUUCCGAUGGUACAAAUGACAAAAUUCAAGCUGUCAUUGAAGCGGGUGUCUGUCCACGGCUGGUUGAGCUCCUCGUGCAUCCGUCUCCUUCAGUACUCAUCCCUGCCCUCCGUACAGUAGGAAAUAUUGUUACAGGAGAUGACCUCCAGACUCAGUGCAUUAUUGAACAUGGUGCCCUUCCUUGCCUGCUGAGCUUGUUAACACACAAUCACAAGAAGAGCAUCAAGAAAGAGGCCUGCUGGACUAUAUCAAAUAUUACUGCUGGGAACAAGGAACAGAUACAGGCUGUAAUUGCGGCUGGAUUAAUUAGUCCUCUGGUCAAUUUGCUUCAGAGUGCAGAAUUUGAUAUAAAAAAAGAGGCUGCCUGGGCUAUUUCAAAUGCUACUUCCGGUGGGACUCAUGAGCAGAUCAAGUUCUUGGUGAGUCAGAACUGCAUAAAGCCUCUGUGUGAUUUGCUUGUGUGCCCCGACCCAAGGAUUGUCACCGUCUGUCUAGAAGGAUUAGAAAACAUAUUGAAGGUUGGGGAAGCAGAAAAAGCCAACACUGGAGGCAUUAAUUACUAUGCUCAGCUGACCGAUGAUGCUGAGGGAUUGGAAAAGAUUGAAAACCUUCAGAGUCAUGAUAACAAUGAAAUAUAUGAGAAGGCUGUUAAAAUACUGGAGACAUACUGGUUGGAGGAGGAGGAUGAAACAUUGCCGGCAGGUGAUGGAACACAAAACGAGUUCAAUUUUGGUGGAAAUGAUAUUCAGCUUCCAUCUGGUGGAUUCCAGUUUGGUUGAAACCUAUUACAUAUCCAUUCACCAAUUUCUCCCUUAACAGGCUGUGUAUGGUGGAUGAGAAGUGCAGUUUGAAAGAUGACAUGUUGGUGCUGGUGUCAUGUCAAGUCGAGUCAGAUCACCCUCCCUGAGUCUGGUCAGUUCGGGUCAAGAGUCAGUCGUGGUUGAGGAGGUGCCGAAAGGGAGUCUUCCAAACGACGGUCGUAAAUAAGACUGCGUGAAGUCUCUUAAGAGGUAAAAGCAGUGGCAUCUUGGGAAUUUCAUACACGAUUCCUGUGCAUGCUUGUAGUGUUUGGUGAUAAGUAUUGAGAGUUGGUAUUAUCAGUCAUUUCAGAGUGCGGAGUCCUUUUUCCCAUUAGCACAUGAGAUGUAUCUUCAGUCUAUCUGAAAGAGUCGGUCCAUAUUACUUUCGAGUUGCCGAGUGAAUGUGUAUACUUUUGAGUCAUUUCUUAUAAAAUAUUGCUAUUGGACA